AUGCUCGCCAAAAGAAUUCAUGCGAUCGCCGCAAAGAGUUCAUGCAGCCCGCCCGAAGAAUUGCGACCGCCAAAAGAAUUCAUGCGACUCGCCAAAAAUUCAUGCGACUCGCCAAAAAAAUUCAUGCGACUCAAAAAAAUUCAUGCGACUCGCCAAAAAAAUUCAUGCGACCCGCCAAAAAAUUCAUGCGACUCAUGCGACUCGCCAAAAGAUUCUGCGACUCGCCAAAAAUUCAUGCGACUCGCCAAAAGAAUUCAUGCGACUCGCCAAAAGAAUUCAUGCGCCAAAAAAAUUCAUGCGACUCGCCAAAAAGAAUUCAUGCGACUCGCCAAAAAAAUUCAUGCGACCCGCCAAAAAAAUUCAUGCGACUCGCCAAAAAAAAAUUCAUGCGACCCGCCAAAGAUGCGACUCGCCAAAAGAAUUCAUGCGACUCGCCAAAAAGAAUUCAUGCGACUCGCCAAAAGAAUUCAUGCGACUCGCCAAAAAGAAUUCAUGCGGCCCGCCAAAAAAAAUUCAUGCGACUCGCCAAAAGAAUUCAUGCGACUCGCCAAAAAAUUCAUGCGACUCGCCAAAGAAUUCAUGCCUCGCCAAAAGAAUUCAUGCGACCUCAAAAGAAUUCAUGCGACUCGCCAAAGAAUUCAUGACCCGCCAAAAAGAAUUCAUGCGACCUCGCCAAAAGAAUUGGCGCGGCCCGCCAAAGAAUUCAUGCGACUCGCCAAAAGAAUUCAUGCGACUCGCCAAAAGAAAUCAUGCGACCCUCCAAAAGAAUUCAUGCGGCUCUCGCCAAAGAAUUCAUGCGAAUCUUGCGACUCAAAAAGAAUUCAGUGCGAUCGCCAAAGAGUUCAUGCGGCCCGCCAAAAGAAUUCAUGCGACUCGCCAAAGAGUUCAUGCGGCCAAAAGAAAAUCGCUAAAGAAUCUCAUGCGACUCGCCAAAAGAAUUCAUGCGACUCGCCAAAAAGUUCAUGCGAUCGCCAAAGAAUUCAUGCGACUCGCCAAAAGAAUUCAUGCGGCCUGCCAAAAAGAAUCUCAUGCGGACUCGCCAAAGAGUUCAUGCGGCUCGCCAAAAAGUUCAUGCGGCCCGCCAGAAGUUCAUGCGACUCGCCAAAAGAAUUCAUGCGACUCGCUAAAAAGAUUUCAUGCGACUCGCCAAAAGAGUUCAUAUGUGGCCCGCCAAAGAAUUCAUGGGCCCGCCAAAAGAAUUGGCGCGGCCCGGAUAAAGAGUUCAUGCGACCUGCCAAAAGAAUUCAUGCGACUCGCCAAAGAAUUACGCGACUCUGCCAAAGAAUUAUGCGACUCAUGCGGCAAAGAAUUCAUGCGGCCCGCCAAAGAAUUCAUGCGAUUCGCCAAAAGAAUUCGCGACUGAAAAGAAUUCAUGCGAUCGCCAAAAGAGUUCUAUGCGGCCCGCCAAAAAGAAUUCAUGCGACUCGCCAAAAGAAACUGCCAGCAUCCAUGGCUCGCCAAAGAAUUCAUGCGGCUCGCCAAAGAGUUCAUGCGACUCGCCAGCAAUUCAGUGCGGCCUCGCCAAAAGAAUUCAUGCGACUGGCCAAAAGAGUUCAUGCGAAUCGCCAAAAGUUCAUGCGACUCGCCAAAAAAAUUCAUGCGACUCGCCAAAAAAAGAAUGAAAAGUUCAUGCGACUCGCCAAAAAGAAUUCAUGCGACUCGCCAAAAGAAUUCAUGCGGCCCGCCAAAAAGAUUCAUGCGACUCGCCAAAAAAUUCAUGCGACUCGCCAAAAUUCAUGCGGCCCGCCAAAAAGAAUUCAUGCGACUCGCCAAAGAAUUCAUACGACUCGCCAAAAAAGAAUUCAUGCGACUCGCCAAAAACUCGCCAAAAAAUCGCCAAAAAAAUUCAUGCGACCCGCCAAAAAGAAUUCAUGCGACUCGCCAAAAAAUUCAUGCGACUCGCCAAAAAUUUCAUGCAGACUCGCCAAAAGAAUUCAUGCGACCCGCCAAAAAAUUCAUGCGACUCGCCAAAAAAAGAAUUCAUGCGGCCCGCCAAAAAGAAUUCAUGCGACUCGCCAAAAAGAGUUCAUGCGGCCCGCCAAAAAUUCAUGCGACUCGCCAAAAAGUUCAUGCGACUCGCCAAAGAAUUCAUGCGACUCGCCAAAAAGAAUUACUACUCGCCAAAAAUUCUGUACUGCCAAAAAAAUUCAUGCGGCCGCAAAAGAAUUCAUGCGACGCGAAAAGAAUUCAUGCGGCUCGCCAAAAGAAUUCGUACGACUCGCCAAAGAGUUCAUGUACCCGCCAAAAAAUUCAUGCGACUCGCCAAAAAAUUCAUGCGGCCAUAAAAAUUCAUGCGGCUCGCCAAAAAGAAUUCAUGCGGCCCGCCAAAAAGAAUUCAUGCGACUCGCCAAAAAAAUUCGCCGCUCGCCAAAAAAAGAAUUCGCGACUCGCCAAAAAAAAUUCAUGCGACUCGCCAAAAGAAUUCAUGCGGCCCUUAAAGAAUUCUGCGACUCGCCAAAGAGUUCAUGCGACUCGCCAAAGAAUUCAUGCGCGACUCGCCAAAGAAUUCAUGCAACCCGCCAAAAAAGAAUUCAUGGCCCGCCAAAAGUGUACGAAUUAAAAAGAAUUCAUGCGACUCGCCAAAAAAGAAUUCAUGCGGCCCGCCAAAAGAAUUCAUGCGACUCGCCAAAAGAAUUCAUGGCCCACUCGCCCGCCAAAGAAUUCAUGCGGCCUCGCCAAAAAUUCAUGCGACUCGCCAAAAGAGUUCAUGCGGCCCGCCAAAGAAUUCAUGCGACUCGCCAAAAGAAUUCAUGCGACUCGCCAAAAAUUCAUGCGACUCGCCAAAGAAUUCAUGCGACCGCCAAAAGAGUUCAUGCGACUCGCCAAAAGAAUUCAUGCGACUCGCCAAAAGAAUUCAUGCGACUCGCCAAAAAGAAUUCAUGCAACCCGCCAAAAAUUCAUGCGGCCCGCCAAAAAGAAUUCAUGCGACUCGCCAAAAGAAUUCAUGCGACUCGCCAAAAAGAAUUCAUGCGACCCGCCAAAGAGUUCAUGCGACUCGCCAAAAAUUCAUUCGACUCGCGCAUACGACUCGCCAAAAAAUUCAUGCGACUCGCCAAAAGAGUUCAUGCGACUCGCCAAAAGAAUUCAUGCGACUCGCCAAAAGAAUUCAUGCGACUCGCCAAAGAAUUCAUGCGGCCCGCCAAAAAGAAUUCAUGCGACUCGCCAAAAGAAUUCAUGCGACUCAUAAAAGAAUUCAUGCGACUCGCCAAAAGAAUUCAUGCGGCCCGCCAAAAAGAAUUCAUGCGACUCGCCAAAGUUCAUGCAAAAAAAAUUCAUGCGGCCCGCCAAAAAUUCAUGCAAAUCGCCAAAAAGUCGACUCGCCAAAAAAUUCAUGCGACUCGCCAAAAGAGUUCAUGCGACUCGCCAAAAGACUCGCCAAAAAGUUCAUGCGACCCGCCAAAAAAUUCAUGCAGCCCGCCAAAAGAAUUCAUGCGACCCGCCAAAAGAAUUCAUGCGACCCGCCAAAAGAAAAAAGAAUUCAUGCGACUCGCCAAAAUGAGUUCAUGCGGCCCGCCAAAAAAAUUCAUGCUACUCGCCAAAAAUUCAUGCGGCCCGCCAAAAAGAAUUCAUGCGACCCGCCAAAAGAAUUCAUUCGACUGCCAAAAGACUCCCGCCAAAAAAGAAUUCAUGCGACUCGCCAAAGAGUUCAUGCGACUCGCCAAAAGAAUUCAAAGCGGCCCGCCAAAAAAAUUCAUGCGACUCGCCAAAAAAAAACUCGCCAUUCAUGCGCCCGCCAAAAAAAUUCAUGCGACUCGCCAAAUUCAAGACUCAUAA
Acanthosepion pharaonis is the source of this 3774-nucleotide messenger RNA. The record is from the annotation of a GenBank genome assembly. NCBI's taxonomy places the organism in Eukaryota, Metazoa, Mollusca, Cephalopoda, Sepiida, Sepiidae.